AUGAGCCUCCCUGGCAUUAACACCCAGAUCGAAGAUGUGGUCGCUCGCAUCUUCGAGGAAAUCGACCACAACGGCGACAGCGAAAUAUGCUGGAACGAUUUUCAGAAGUGGCUACUUCGCUGGAACGUCCCUCACGACGACAGCGAAGAUGCGGCCAGAUCCUUGUUCACGUUUCUCGACCGAGACGGAAGCGGUCGCAUUGAUGCACAAGAGAUGAUGGACGCACUGAUGCUGUUGAGCGAGUUUGAAUCCAAGCUUGAUGGAUCACUGAGCGUCACCCAUGCUGAAGCAGGCCAGAUCAUUCGCGACCUGGACCCAGAUGGAGAAGGAGGAAUUGAUUACCACACCUUUCUGGAAGUGCUGCACGCUGCGCGAAGCGGCAAGCCUGACAGCUCGAACCGACCGCCGCACCUGGUAUUAAACUUCGACGUCAACAACACAGUGGUCAUGCUGGACUCAGCCACCGGCGCGGAUUCCAAGGGGCUCAUAUCCAUGGUGCUCUCGAACUCUGCCUGGGGCGUGAUCGACUUUGAAGAGGGAAAGCCGGAAAAGCCGGGAAAACCGACUCAGUGGUCGGUGAAGGCACCAGAGCUGUCCCCAACGUGCCCUGAGACAGGUCUUCGAACGUACUCCGAGUUCGUUGUGUUGCAGAACCCAUUCCCAGACUCGGCUGCCUUCACGGACAAGGCUGAACUUCGAGCUGCGGUUGAGGGAGUGAAGGCAAGUCGCCGGAAAGCCCUGUGGUCUUUCACAGAUCCCGGCAUGCCUGGAGAGGCCUUCCAGCAAGAUCUGGCCAAGAUGCAGGAGCAGCUGCUUCUGCCUGAAGAAGUCCGAGGCACACAGCCUGCAAAAGAUGCAGGUCUGGGCGGGCAGUCGGUGCAACUCCUUCCUUCAUUCCUGCAUUUGCUGCGAGAGCUGAAGCGAAAGGGGAGAAGUUUCACGUUGAUCUUUCGCACCUUUGGCCAAGAUCUCCCACAGCUGCGCCAGGAGGUGGAGGCCCUUUGCGAAGGAUGGCACCCCCUAUUCCAGAAGGAAGACGUCGUCGUCUUGGACGGGUCGGAUGGACAGGCAGACUACCGCAUGAGCUUCGACACAACGAAUGGGUGCGGAACGUUCUUCCGCAACCCUUUGGAAGGUGACCUAAUCGCACUGGCAAUGGGGACUGUGCAGCAGCCAAAGAAACUGGAGGAGGGCCUUGAGUUCUGGAAGGACAAAGAAGGUGUUCAGAUGUUCGAAGGGGUGCAUCAAGUCUUCAAACACUACACGGAACUCUCCUCCAAAUGCUGCACGGUGGCGCUUCGCGACUUUUACCCGGGAUGGGCGGCAGCCAAUUCAACAUCCGCUGGUGGAAAGCCCUUCUUCCUGGGCAGACUCGACCCGGCUCAGCAUUGCAUCUUCUUUGACGACCACAUCUCCCCGCUCGACCCAAAAAUUGUGGAUCCGAUCGAUGCACACUUGUGGCCACGAAGGUUCAGCAGCGGUCAGGUCUACGGUGUCCACUUGGUACAAGCUCAGCCCUUGCUUUCAAUUCGUGACAGGAACUACUUCGUCAAAUGCAUCGAGGAUUGCGAGACGGCGAGGGCCGCCAAGCUGGAGCGCUGGCACAAGCUGAAGCGCAUGGUGGGAGAUCUGGACGGAGUCCGCAAGGUCCUCGCGGGCUUCAUAUACACAUCAGUUCCGAGCCAGAAAGUGGUUUUCAGACCCUGGAGCUCGAGCCGCGAUGUGGUUCGUGCCCAAAGAGUACCUACCUUCGAGGAUGUCUAA
Messenger RNA from Symbiodinium natans, 1764 nucleotides. The record is from the annotation of a GenBank genome assembly. NCBI's taxonomy places the organism in Eukaryota, Dinophyceae, Suessiales, Symbiodiniaceae.